UUUCUCUUCCUGUGUUCAUUACUAAUCGAACUGAGGCCUUUUAAGGCAACAAGGCGUUGUUCUAAAGUACUGCUCAGAAAGACAUGCCAGAUAAAAGGCAGAUUGAACAUAUACUGUUUAAAUUUAUUGGAUCCUUGUCCAGUCAAUUAGAUGAUCGUCCAGUCAAUGUGAACCUUGUCCAGUCAAUGUGAACCUUAUGCAGUCUAGUUGCUAUUUAAGUUAGAACAUCUCUUAUUGAUAUAUAUAUUUGACAUUUGAUCCAUGAACAGUGAUAAUCAACAGAUAGUUUUUACAUUCAAAAUACCAGAACACCAAUAGUAAACAAGAGAGGAAUGAAAAUCCAAUACCAGAACACCAAUAGUAAACAAGAGAGGAAUGAAAUAAUUGUACAUUUUACCUUUAUUGUCUGCGGAAGUGCAAUUGAUUGUCUUGUGUUUGAUGGAAAAAAUCACACCCUGUUUGUACAAUACCUCAUUUAGGUUAUAAUGGAAAAUUGGAAUAGGGUUAUAAUGGAAAAUUGGAAUGAGAAACUUCAUACAGCUGCUGGGACUGGAAAUGUAAACGAUGUGAAAAAAUGCCUAGAGAAUAAAGCAGACAUUGAUUAUCAAACUAUAGAUGGACGGACAGCAUUAAUGUGGGCUGCCAUGUUAGGACACCUGGAGAUCUGUAGACUCCUCAUUGAUACAGGAUGUAAGAUCGACAUCACAUCAGAGGAUGGAUGGACAGCAUUAAUGUUGGCUGCCGUGAGAGGACACCUGGAGGUCUGUCGUCUCCUCAUUGAUUCAGGAUGUAAGAUCGACAUCACAUCAACAGUGUAUGGUGGAGAGACAGCAUUAAUGAUGAUUGCCGAGGGAGGACACCUGGAGAUCUGUAGACUCCUCAUUGAUUCAGGAUGUAAGAUCGACAUCACAACAAGAGAUGGAUACACAGCUUUACAUUGGGCUGCUAGGAAGGGACAUCUACAGACCACAAGAUGUCUGGUAGAACAAGGAGGUGCAAGUCCCUUGGUUACAACACAUGAGGGUGAAACUCCAUAUGAUCUGGCAGCAGCAAAACUGAAGUUUGAUCCAGGAUACAAAGAAGUAGUGGAAUACUUGCAGACAGUUAUGUCAGAGAAAUCCUCAAGUGUUCCUGCAGGACUGAAAAUGGGAGGUGAUAUGGUUCCAACUGAGAUCAAAUUAAUGGCCGACAAAAGAUCAAUUGAUUUGUACCUCAAACUACUUCAGUCAGGCUAUGAAUUAAAGAGAGAUAUACGUUUAGUAGUUGUUGGGAAAAAAGGUGCUGGAAAGACAUCAUUGAUUAGAAGAUUGUUUGGUGAAGAAAUUACAGAUGUUACCAGUACAAAUGGAAUAGAAAUUCAUAAAAUUAAAUGCAAAGCAAUGUCUGAUGAUGGCAUAUGGAAUAAACAAGAAGAAAACUAUGAAGAUACUCAAACCCAAGCAAGACUUUUAAAACAGUACGUAGGAAAACUUCAGGACAAAAGACCAAUAGAAUCCCACAGAGACUUUAAAGACAACACAUCAGUAACAUCUGUUGAUGAAUCAAAGAAAUCAGAGACUGCAUCCAAGCUGAUAAUAAAACCUCCAGAAGCAGCUGAACCUCAAUCAGAACCUCAAGUAACUCCCCAGCAGCCCUCUGAACAAGCAACAAGGGAUUUCGAAACUAUGAUUACCGCUAAAUCUAAAGUUGAUGUAAAUGACAAAGAGGAAUAUGCCACAUUUUUGUUGUGGGAUUUUGCGGGAGAUGAAGAAUUUUACCACACUCAUCAAACCUUUCUGUCCCAAGAUGCAAUGUAUCUUGUUGUUACAAAACUUAAUGAAGCUGAUGAUCAUAAUGCACAAGCCUUAUUCAGACUAUGGAUUAACUCAAUACAUUGCUACAGUAGACUGGAAGAGAGAAAAAAUACAUCUGAGAAGAAACCGUUGGGUGAUAAUGAUCCUCCAGUAGUUAUUGUUGGCACAUGGAAAGAUGCUGUGACCUCAGAAACAGACACGAAAAAGAUUGAGAUUGCAUGCCGAGAAAACCUGUUAAAGUACACCAAUGAACUGGCAGAUGAUGAACGUGGUCAUGUAAGGUGUGAAUACUUGAUUUCCAAUAAAGACGAUGAAUGCAUUGUAUUUCAGCAGAUACGACAGAACAUUCUAAACUUAGCUAGAGGAAUGAGAACCUGGAACAUAAAAUAUCCGUUAAAAUUCAUUCAACUGGAACAACGACUUCAAAAAAAGAAAGAAGAGUUACCAAUCAUUUCCUAUCAUGAAAUUAAGGACAUUUCAACUGAUAUACCAAUGCCAUUAAGUGAGGAAGAAUUGAUAUUAUUUCUAGAAUUUCACCAUGAACUCAGAGCUUUAGUUUAUUUUAAGGAUCUAUCCGAAUAUAUCAUUUUAGAUACACAAUGGUUGUCUGAUGCUUUUAGAUGUAUAGUAACAGCACAGAAAUUUCUAAUUAAUAUCAGAAAUCAAAAACCAUGGAACGAUUUUUUUCAACUAGGCAAAUUAAAUAAUGCAGUUUUAGAAGAUAUAUUUAAAAAUGAAACAACAAUUGUGUAUGAACAUAAAGACUUUAUCUUGAAAGUUAUGGAGAAAUUUGAUAUAAUUAUACAUCCAAACAAAUCAGUGGGUGCUGAUGAAAACCAUUGUUACUAUGUACCCUGUAUGAUUAAAGAAGAAUGCAAGUGUGACAUAUACGAAAUGUUUAAUGUGCCAGAAGAUGCCCAUCACAGGUCCACUUGGUUGUGUUUUAAAUUCAGGUUUCUACCACCACAUCUUAAGAAUCAUUUGAUUGCUUCACUAAGCCGGAGGUAUUCUAUAGCACAAGUGGGUAUAUCAAAUCAGAAGAAAAUGCAGAUUGCUAUUUUCCGGAACAUUGUGGUAUUUGAGUUACAGAAGACGAAAUUGAGAAAAUUGCUUGUUACGACAUGUCCAAAUGCAAUUCAGAUACAAGUUUUAGAAUUUGGGAAAGGUAUUGAAAGAGGGUUGUUAAAGGACAUCGCUGACUUUGUUGAGAUGGAAUUAGAAAAGAUAAUUCAUACAAGAUUUAACAUGUCAAAUGUAAAAUUUGAAAAAAAGUGGGAAUGUGGUCUUACAAAACCAGAGUUUGUUACAGGUAUCAAUGACUUUGGUGUAGAGCAGAUGACAGAAUACUACUGUGAAACAUGCAUAAAAACCCACAAGUUCAUGGAUGAAUGGUCAGGUUUAGAAUCGAAAUCUUUAUGCUUGCUUAAGUGUUUUGAAGAUGCUCAACACUCAAAUCCUCAUCUAGAAACGUCCAGUAAAAAGUCAACAUUUUCCACGAAGGUACAUUGGUCUUUCCAAGCUGGUAUGCAAGCAUUUUCAGAUGUUACUGAAGAGUCAACUAGAACAGGCAGUUUGACUGGGUUUUCAAAGGAGGAGAUCAAUUUUGCAAAGAUGGGGAUGAUUGUGCUGAAUAUUCUUGCUGAUGUUUUAUAUGAUCUAUUGAGGCGAGAUAAACCUCACCUGCCUCUUAGGAGUAAUUGUGAUAUAACGUACUUGUACAAGGAGCUUAGAAGACUUAAUAAGCAUGUACCAACUCAUUGGUGGGGAGAAACAUGGCAGAAUAUUCAGAUUACAGACAUAGCUAUUGGAGAUGAUAUUGAACGCAUACGACUUUUACGGAAUGACCUACAACACUCGAAGACAUUCAAACUCGAUGAUAUACUGUUUCAUGAGUCGAACAUUAUAAUUGUUGAUCUUGUGGGAAGAUUCGAUUUACAUAAUAAACCAACAACGUUGUACACAGACCAACUAAAAGAAAUAAUGGACAAACAAGUUUCUAAAGAGGAAAUGAAAUGUAUUAAGCUACAGUUUAUAAGUGAAUUCAAAUUAGUAGUGGCAAUUGAUAUUGAAAUGGAACAGCAAUGAAUAUAUCACCAUAAUAGAACAUCAACUCAUAACCACCAUUGUAUAAAACUGCUGUUGAAGGCAUUAAUAUGUUAUAGCUGGGGCGUACUUAAGUCAGUGUACAAACUAUAAAAUUUUAAACCUAAAUAAUGAAAAUCGAGGAUGUAUGAAGCUUACACAAGUCUAGACCUAUAUUACCAAAAGUGACAUAAAAAUAGGCCAAAUCUUAUGAGGUCAAUUUUGACUAAGGGAGUAAGAACCUUACUUUUGUAAUGAUUUCUGAAUUUAUUUAUGGAUAAUUUAGAAUCUGGAGCACUGACUACUGAGUAAGAUGUUAUCCUCAGCAGGGAUGUUGACCCACUGCUAGAAUAACAAUUUAUAAAUGUGAAGUAUGCAAUUCAUGUGUAAGACUUUCCAUUUUAAAAUAGAAAAGUAUGUGUUUUAUCAUAUUUACGGCUGUAUAUUACAAAAAAAAAGAAUAUGUUUGUUUGAUUCAUGUUUUUUUCUCAACUUUGCCACAUAAGGGAAGAUAACUCAGAUAUAAGAGGAGAUAACUCAGAUAAGGUAACUUUUAUAAUAGAAUGUGUUGUGAAUUUACAUAAUUCAUUAUGUAGCAUGAAAACGAGUCUGGUGAUCCCAUUUUUAUCUUUUUCUUAUCUGAAAGCAUAUAAUUAGCGCUAUCUUCUCAUAUUUUAUCUAAAAAUUUUGUAGUGUAGUUUUCUUUUCAUCACACAAAAUUGGGUUUUCCAUGCAUAAUCUAUAUAAAAUCUGACAAUUUUGCACAACCUGUAGCGUGAAAAAAAGCCCGAUGACCCCUACUUUUUUUUAAUUUUUGAAAAAAGCAUGAUAUAAACUAUGUUUUGACAAAUUAUUAAAGAAUUCUAUGGAUUUAAAUGUAGACCCCCAUCUACCUUAAGUUAAAAUAAGUAUUAAACCUUCAAAAUGAUGUUAAAGUGUAAUAAUCGUAUUGAAUAGACUUUUUACAUGUUUACUUAAAUUCAAUACAUGAAACAGUUACUGCAUAUGCUAUAAUCUUUUUGUGACUUCAUGUUGUUUUUCAAAAUGUUUGAUUUUUCUUUUCACUUGAUAAUAAAAAUUAUAAAUGUAAUGUGUAAUUCAAUGCAUCACUUUGCAAAAGUAAUUGUAAUUUAAUGCACGGUUUUGUCAAUGUAAUUGUAAUAUAAUGCAUUACAUUGCAAUGUGAUUCGCCCCAUGCCUGCACCUGACAGCAUAAAUCCAACAAUGCAUGGGAACUGAGGUAGAUACUUCAAUAACCUUUA
This is a messenger RNA of Mytilus trossulus (common blue mussel), 5137 nucleotides long. RefSeq lists its product as uncharacterized. The record is from RefSeq and is a predicted model, not a curated record. Bases 486 to 3878 code for a protein of 1130 amino acids. NCBI's taxonomy places the organism in Eukaryota, Metazoa, Mollusca, Bivalvia, Mytilida, Mytilidae. Gene Ontology annotation, molecular function: protein binding. The transcript has 21 exons.